CGAUUAUGGAAAAGCAUAUGGAGUGUGGAUCAGGAAGAUGCAUGAGUAUUCAGGCGAUGCAAGCUCUUUUUGAGUUAAAAGAAAACAAUCAACUUUGCGAUGCGACCAUAGUUUUAGAUGACGGAGCGGAAAUUCCAGUACAUAGAGCAAUACUCUGCGCUUGCAGUUCUUAUUUCAGACACCAGAAGAGUUAUAGUAAUAUCAUAAACCAAAUAAUGGAGAAAAUUUGUUUAUAUUCCCUUCAACAAUAUGAAUGUGUCAAACAUAACCUCUUGAGCCCUGGAAUAGAUAAAUGUCCAUUUGGCUAGCAAAGUAGGGCUCUGUUUACCACCACGCUACAUAACAGAGAGAAACACAGAGUUCAUUUGCCAGGUGUAACGUCAGAAAUGCUUCAAAAACUUUUGGUGUACAUAUAUUUAAGAAAACUGGACAUAAAUCACGAAAAUGUAUAUUCUCUACUAAUCACUGCUGAUUAUUUAAGUAUAUUGGGCGUGCUAGAACUUUGUUGUAAAUUCCUGAAAGAGAAUCUAACACCAAAAAAUUGUAUUGGUAUACUUAAAUUUGCAAAGAAUUACUUCUGUACAGAUUUAGCAAACGAUACAUGGAAAUACAUUAUGCGAAAUUUUGCUGAAAUUGCAAAUGAAAGUAACGAAAUUUUAGCUUUGUCUUUUCCUGAAAUUCAAGAGAUUAUUAAUUCGGAUGAUUUGAAUGUGAAAAGUGAAGAUAUAGUAUGGGAGUUGGUUUUAAAAUGGAUAGACCAAGAUCCUGAAGGAAGAAAGAAACAUAUUGUCGCUUUAAUGAAAUGUAUACGAUUGGGGUUAUUGGAUACACAAUUUUUUCUUGAAAGAGUGAAAGAACAUCCUUAUGUGUCCAGUUCAGAGGAGAGUAGACCAAUGAUUAUAGAAACUCUCAAAUUUCUCUAUGAUUUGGAGAUGAUAACGCACAGUCCACAUAAUAUCAGAAGCGGUAGUCAGUUCCUAAUAAUUUGGUCUCCUAGAGAUGGUGAAGUGAUUACUCCAGAAAUAGCACGUCCGAGAGUGCCGCAUGAAAUUCUUUUUGCCAUCGGAGGCUGGAGCGGAGGGUCUCCUACUAAUUUUAUUGAAACCUACGAUACAAGAGCCGAUCGUUGGGUGAAAGUUGAAGAAGUUGAUCCGACUGGACCAAGAGCCUACCAUGGAACGGCUGUGGUAGGUUUCAAAAUAUACGUCAUCGGAGGAUUUGAUGGCAUGGACUACUUCAAUUCAUGUCGAUGUUUUGACGCAGUUACAAAAUCUUGGAAAGAAAUUGCCCCUAUGCACGGCAGAAGGUGUUACGUUAGUACAGCUGUAUUGGGAGAUUUAAUUUAUGCUAUGGGAGGAUAUGAUGGACAUCAUAGGCAAAAUACUGCAGAAAAAUAUGAUCAUAAAACUAAUCAAUGGUCUCUGAUAGCUCCCAUGAAUAUGCAGAGAUCCGAUGCUAGUGCAUGUAAUUUAAACGGUAAAAUUUAUAUCACCGGAGGAUUUAACGGUCAAGAAUGUAUGCAUUCGGCAGAGGUUUAUGACCCAGAAUUUAACCAAUGGUCUUUAAUAAGCCCUAUGAGAUCCAGAAGAUCGGGUGUUUCUUGUAUGGCUUAUCAUAACCAAGUGUACGUUAUAGGUGGAUUCAAUGGUAUUUCUAGAAUGUGCAGUGGAGAAAAGUUCAAUCCGCAAACUAACACUUGGUCACCAAUACCUGAUAUGUACAAUCCGAGAAGUAAUUUUGCCGUUGAGGUAGUUGAUGACAUGAUAUUUGCGAUUGGUGGAUUCAAUGGAGUGACUACGAUAUAUCAUGUAGAAUGUUAUGAUGAAAAAACUAACGAAUGGUACGAAGCUACCGACAUGAACAUCUACAGAUCAGCUUUGUCAGCUUGUGUUAUUGAUGGCCUACCAAAUGUUCAAGAUUAUAUACAUAAACACAGGGACCGUUUGAUGGAGGAGAAACGUCAGAAAUUAAUAGCUCUGGAAAACCAACGGAACACAAUGGGCGUGCAGAACUUCAAUAACAAUAACCAUCAAGAAAAUAUAGCAGCAGCUGUAAAUGCAAAUAUGCAACAACUAAACAUUCUACAGCAGCUGAAUGCAAAUCUAAAUCCAGCUCUACCUCCAGUUCCUGUACAAAAUCCUGUACAAAAUCCCAUACAAAUGGACGUAGAUGAGGAUGAUGCAGAAGAGCAACAAUUAAUAUAAUUGAGUUUUGCUGUAAUUUCUUCAAACUAAAUUUCGGUAACGUGAAAUCUGAAUAUCAACUCGGAUCAAUUUCGAUUUGCAUCAUACUUCAAAGUAUGUCAUCAAACAGACCCAAAUCUAGCGAAAUGUAUUCAAAGUUCAGUAGAAAAACUACGACCUCUACUAAUCAAGGGAAUUCCUGAUUUGGGUAUACCCAGUAUUGAACCAUUAUCGAUACCAGAAGUUGUUAUUGAUCAAGGAACAGGUUCAGUAGCACUUCGAUCCGAAUACAAAAAUAUUAAAGUAUACGGUCCAUCAAAGUUCGUCAUCAAGG
Molecule: messenger RNA, 2517 nt
Organism: Diorhabda carinulata
Lineage: Eukaryota; Metazoa; Arthropoda; Insecta; Coleoptera; Chrysomelidae
Product: kelch-like protein 10
Exons: 8
Coding region: 387-2204 (605 amino acids)
Molecular function (GO): protein binding
Source: RefSeq, a predicted model, not a curated record